Messenger RNA from Oncorhynchus tshawytscha (Chinook salmon), 2377 nucleotides. RefSeq names its product inositol hexakisphosphate and diphosphoinositol-pentakisphosphate kinase 2. Gene Ontology annotation, cellular component: cytosol. NCBI's taxonomy places the organism in Eukaryota, Metazoa, Chordata, Actinopteri, Salmoniformes, Salmonidae. Gene Ontology annotation, molecular function: 5-diphosphoinositol pentakisphosphate 1-kinase activity; diphosphoinositol pentakisphosphate kinase activity; inositol hexakisphosphate kinase activity. The record is from RefSeq and is a predicted model, not a curated record. Gene Ontology annotation, biological process: inositol phosphate biosynthetic process; inositol metabolic process.
GAUCUCAGUGUGCGGGACUCUUCAGCACCACUGUCCUGGGAGGCUCCUCUAGCGCCCCCAACCUGCAGGACUACGCACGCACACACCGGAAAAAGUUCUCCUCAGGCAGCCUGUCCUAUAAAGACGAGUUGUUUUCUAUGCCGGCAGUAAAGAGAUUUUCUGUGUCGUUUGCAAAGCAUCCGACUAAUGAGCCCUUGGAGGAGCACCACGUGGCCCAGCUGUUGAGGCGCUUCUCCACUGAUGCCAGCCUGUGCCGCCCUCUCUCUCUGGACGGGGCGCUGGCCCACCACCUCAACCAGUGCUCCUACCACCUCCGCCUCUUCCGUAACUGGCUCAUCUCUGGCCAAGAACCCCUAGAGUACUUCUACGGCUUUGAAGGCUGCUCCAUGGUGCCCUCCAUCUACCCACUGGAGACGUUGCACAACUCGCUGUCCCUCAAGCAGGUGGAUGAGUUCAUCACCGCCGUGUGUGAGACUGGUGGAGAUGCCCACUCCAGGACCACAAGAGCUCUGUCGGCCAUGUUUGACUCUCAGAACCAGCCGUCGGUGGACUCCUACAUGCCUCAGAGAGUCCUCUCCUCCUCCGUAUCCCCCCGACAGCGCUCUGACAGACCUCCCUGGUACAGCAGCGGUCCGUCCAGUACAGUGUCCAGCGCUGGCCCUUCCUCCCCAACCACGGCAGACGCCUCCCCCCAUUUUAGCUUUAGCGACAAGACGCAGUUCACCCCCGAGAACAGCGAGGAGAUCCACUCCUGCCAUCACAACACAGUUCAGCAGGCCCCUACUGCUGGCCCCCAAACCCCCAAAUUCUCCAAUCCCACCAGCCCCAUGGAGGACCCGACCACCCCCUGCCAGACACCCCCAGAAGACAAUCCUGAGGCCCCAGCCACCCCCAGCCACUUGCCCCUGAGUGGAAUCUCUGAAUCAAGGCAGGAGCAGCCAGGCGAGUCCCCUGCUUCAACUGAGGCCACUUGCGGUGAAGUUCCAGACCUCAGCCCAUUGAGCCCGUCAUCUUCCCCACUGGCAGACCUCUCUCUGGGCCUUUUGGAUGGAUACCUCCCCGGUUCUCUCCCGGUGCUCCUGGAGCUCCGAGAGAGCGGCAGUGAGGCAGGAUCCAGCGCACAGACGCCCCAGUCCCCAGAGGGGCCUGACGAGUUCUUUGACACCCAGGAGACGACGGAGAUGUGGAGGGGCAGCACGGGGAGCCUCCCCCAUCCUGGGACGCCACUUGAGGUGGGAGCCCCUCAUGCGUCAGAGCCCUAGGUGGGGGCUCAGAGAACCAGAGAAGGAGCCUAGGUCUUCUAAGCGGCGAGAAGGAGCCUAGGUCUUCUAAGCGGCUAGAAGGAACUAAGGUAGAACUUCUAGGGGGCUGGAAGGAGGCUUCCAGGAAGCCCUUCAAAGUCUCUCCUCUGCCAGUUCCAUGUGGUGAACCCCCAGUGGAGCAUUCUAGUGACCUAGUCUAAGACCAAGGCCCUGUGGCUUGUAACUUAUGUCUGGUGAAUAGUGGAUCAGGCUGCUGCUUCUUAGUACUUCUCUACCCUGGUUGUGUUCAUGAGACACAGAAACUGAGAAAAAGGGAGAGGACUUCCUGGACUUGUCCAUUAAGAUACGCACAUUUUCCAUUUCCGUUUUAAAAUGUUUUCCGUGGCAUGCCAUAAUGAACACGACCCCAGUCUCUAUCCCACAGCUGUCUGUGAACCAGCCGUUGUAGGAGAACUCAGUGUGACCAUAGAACUACCACCGAGUACAGUACAACAUCCUUAUCAUGACUGUCAUGUAUGGAUGUUUUUGUCCCUGUGUCUGAUAGAAAGCCACUUGUUCUGAAGUGAACCUUUGAUGUUGCUGGUGUAAACAGUCUAUAAUGGGUGACAUCUUCUAUCCACUGAACAGCCCUCAGUGUGCGCCAUCUUCUAUCCACUGAACAGCCCUCAGUGUGCACCAUCUUCUAUCCACUGAACAGCCCUCAGUGUGCGCCAUCUUCUAGCCACUGAACAGCCCUCAGUGUGCGCCAUCUUCUAUCCACUGAACAGCCCUCAGUGUGCGCCAUCUUCUAGCCACUGAACAGCCCUCAGUGUGCGCCAUCUUCUAGCCACUGAACAGCCCUCAGUGUGCGCCAUCUUCUAGCCACUGAACAGCCCUCAGUGUGCACCAUCUUCUAGCCACUGAACAGCCCUCAGUGUGCGCCAUCUUCUAUCCACUGAACAGCCCUCAGUGUGCGCCAUCUUCUAUGAACAGCCCUCAGUGUGCGCCAUCUUCUAUCCACUGAACAGCCCUCAGUGUGCGCCAUCUUCUAGCCACUGAACAGCCCUCAGUGUGCGCCAUCUUCUAGCCACUGAACAGCCCUCAGUGUGCGCCAUCUUCUAGCCACUGAACAGCCC